This is a messenger RNA of Lobosporangium transversale, 609 nucleotides long. RefSeq lists its product as hypothetical. The transcript is spliced from 4 exons. NCBI's taxonomy places the organism in Eukaryota, Fungi, Mortierellomycota, Mortierellomycetes, Mortierellales, Mortierellaceae. The record is from RefSeq and is a predicted model, not a curated record. Bases 1 to 609 code for a protein of 202 amino acids.
AUGAAAUGUCUCAGGGAGGCUAGCGAGAAGUUGGGGAGGAACGUAGUCUAUGAAGAAGGCCGUUUCAGAGUAGCUCUCCGCGUCUUUGCUUCCAGCCAUCAAACGUCGCUUCAAGCGUUAUCACCGAACAAUGAGUUCGAUAACUUCAAGCAACGUCUACUCGAUGGAAAGAAUUCUCGCAUAGAAUGGCUCAGCAAAGACGAUCUGAGCGCCGCAGAACGCUUUGAUCCCAAAAAGAUUACAUUUCCAAGAGCGUCAGAACUACAAAUGGGCCAAAUACAGACAUCAUUGAGGCAGUACUACAGGAACGCAUUGCUCGAUGUCGAGAAAAGCAUCGAAGAUAUGAGCGAUGCUGAGCUUUUCUUGCGAGAGAACAAAAAAAGCGGAAAAAUAACCAGACUUCCCUACGUCCUCCUGGUCACCCAGGGUCUUGAUACAGGCCCUCUUUUGCGACAUUGGAGGAAACCACUUGUUUCACGGAUACCAGACAAAGCGCCCCUGGAGUCAAAAGACAAAGAUGUUACUCGGUUCAAGCUCAAAGGAACGAUCUCUACCAACGGCCUUAUUCUACUCGCCUAUGGCACAGCCCAGACGAAGAGACAGCCGUAG